AAUUGAAAGAUCAAUGAAUCAAUUACAACCAUUGAAAAAGAAGACUGAAGGAUUGAUUAAGAAAUCUGCUAAAUCAAAGGACUAUAAAUCAGCAAAAAUCUAUGCCAGAGAGCUAAUCAAUAUAAAUAAGCAGUAUAAUAAAUUAUAUACUUCCAAGACUAAACUAGAUUCAAUUACGAUGUCAAUUAAUGAACAAUGGUCAAUGAAUAAAUUAACAAGCUCAAUGCAAGUUUCUACAGGGAUUAUGAAAGACGUAAAUCUGUUGGUAAAUCUAGGUGUAGUGCUGGGAACUAUGCAAGAAUUAUCGAAGGAAUUGAUGAAGUCUGGUGUUAUUAAUGAGAUGAUGGAUGAUAUGGUUGAUUUCGAAGGAGAAGAUGAAGAAUUAGAAGAAGAGUCCCAAGAAGAAGUAGACAAGAUUAUACAAAGCUUAACCCAAGACAAGUUAUCUGCUAUUGAUACCGAGGUUCCCACUAACGAUCUUUCCAACGAAGUUGAAGAAGAACCUAAGAAUGAUAUAUCAUUACACGAUGAAGAAGAUCAAGAGGCUUUGGAUGAAAUGAGAGAGAGACUUAAAGCGCUUCAAGAAUAGGCUUAUCUUUUUAAUAGAUUAUUCAACUACUUAUUUAAUUUAUUUUUAUAAAUUCUAUAAUUCUAACG
Hyphopichia burtonii NRRL Y-1933 is the source of this 657-nucleotide messenger RNA. It is a transcript of the gene VPS24, whose product is annotated as ESCRT-III subunit protein. Gene Ontology annotation, cellular component: ESCRT III complex; multivesicular body. The transcript has a single exon. The coding region runs from base 14 to 589 and encodes 191 amino acids. Gene Ontology annotation, biological process: late endosome to vacuole transport; protein transport; endosome transport via multivesicular body sorting pathway. NCBI's taxonomy places the organism in Eukaryota, Fungi, Ascomycota, Pichiomycetes, Serinales, Debaryomycetaceae. The record is from RefSeq and is a predicted model, not a curated record.